Messenger RNA from Pseudophryne corroboree (corroboree frog), 3598 nucleotides. RefSeq names its product B cell receptor associated protein 29 (gene BCAP29). The record is from RefSeq and is a predicted model, not a curated record. NCBI's taxonomy places the organism in Eukaryota, Metazoa, Chordata, Amphibia, Anura, Myobatrachidae. Gene Ontology annotation, biological process: intracellular protein transport; endoplasmic reticulum to Golgi vesicle-mediated transport. Bases 119 to 838 code for a protein of 239 amino acids. Gene Ontology annotation, cellular component: endoplasmic reticulum membrane; endoplasmic reticulum. The transcript has 8 exons.
GAGGAGCUCGAAUUCUUUGCCAUCACGCAGACGUCAGGGCGAGCGCUUUCCUUUUCCUGCCUGCUGCGGCUUUUCUAGAGUUCUGUGAGGCAGUCCGAGUCGAUAUAAAGGUUUCAAAAUGACUUUUCAGUGGACAGCAGUGGCAACGUUCCUGUAUGGGGAAAUAACAGUUCUUUUAAUUCUUUGCAUUCCCUUUGUUUCUCCAUUAAGGUGGAGGAAAAUAUUCAGAUUUCAGUUAUGGAGUAAAAUAUCUCCGUAUUGGGACAAAGCAUUUCUAUCAAUCAUAGUUGUGUUGGUUGUCCUUUUUUUUGAUGCUAUAAGGGAAGUGAGAAAGUAUUCUGCAAAUCAGGGAAUUGAUAAAUCUGCAAACCUUCACCCUAGUUCUUAUGAUCACAUCCAAAUGAAACUUUUUAGAUCUCAACGGAAUCUUUAUAUCUCUGGAUUCUCCCUAUUUCUGUGGCUUGUUCUGCAGCGUGUUAUAUAUCUGAUAAUGCAGCUGGCAUCAGAGAUGGAAUCCUAUGAUACUAUGAAAACACAAGUAGAAAGUGCAAAUGAAGCUGCCAAAAAGUAUAUGGAGGGCAAUGAACAACUAAAAAAGGUCUUGAAUUCAAGUAAAGACAAUCAUGAAAUCAAAACAGAGAAUGCAAAGUUGAAAAGGGACAUUGAAAAGGAGAGAGAAGAAUUAAAGAGAAUGUCAGAAGCACUUUCCAAAUCCCAAGCAGAAGUCAUUGCUCUGAAGAAGCAGAGUGAAGGUCUUACAAGAGAAUAUGAUCGCCUUCUAAAGGAACAUGAGCAACUACAGAACAUCGCAGAAGGACAACAUGAUAAAGACCAGUAAAUGAUCUACCCAUGUGACUGUAAGGUUGUGAAUUGUUGUUCUACAAUUUUGCUUUAAUUUUGCUAAGGGAAGUUUGCUGAAAACAGUGUGUUAUAGUAUUUUUUCUCUGCAGUGGUCUGUAUGCAUUGUAAACUGUGUGAUUGCUGUCUCAUGUUAAUAUAUAAUAUUUUAGCACUGAAAAUAUAGAUCAGGUUUUCAUACACCAUAUUCACUGACUAUUGAAUAAGUUAGUCAUAUACGUUGGGGAUCUGAAUAAACAUCACAUAGGCUAAAUUUGCCAAAAUCUAAAAAUGUAGUUGUAAUUGUUACCUGUAAACGACAACCGAGAUGUUCCGCUUAUACUCCCUUUAGCCUAAGCAGCAAGUUGUCAUUCAUGCACGGUCGGGCCUUGUUUGGUUUGUCAAAGCCUAUUCCUACGUUACCGUCCCAAUUUGUGUGAAUGCAAACCUUAUGAGAGAGAGUCUUGACUAAUAGAAACGCCCAUCUGAAGAGGACCUGUUAUACCCCUUUCACACCGCACAUAUUGCUGGGUCGACACUGGUAAGCGUGCGGUAUGAAAGCACCAUGUCUGAAAUCCUGGGUCGCCUGACCCGGAAAUUCAACCUGGGAAUAAAGCAGCGUUAUACCCGGGUUGAAUACCGGGUCGACCCGGGACCCGUUUACUACAACAGGGAGAGGCGGUGCGGAGAUGAUCUCAUCUCCCAGUGCCGCCCCCGCUGCCGGCUCCGCCCCCCGCUGCUAUGGCAACCCGCCCGGCAUAUUGCCGGGUCGGGGAAGCCAGCAGCAGCAUCCAAUGCUGGAUCCCACCCGGGAAGUACUCGUUUCCAAUUCCCGGGUGGGAUCUGGCAUUGGCGGUGUGAAAGGGGUAUAAGUAAGAUUUGCCAUUUUAUUUUGGACUGGCUAAUUUCACCCAGAGCCUUGUUUUUACUUUUGAGUGGAAUUAGUCCCACUUUUGUCUUCAUCAAAAUAAACUGACAUUACUUAGGUACUAUUGAAUACAUGUCCUGUGACAACUUUGUUAAAACUGUCUCCUCUAUAUUCAAAAUACAUAACUAUAUAUACUGUGAAAAUAUAUUUAUGUGGUUUACCAAUAUACUUAGGUUUUCAAAAUGAGGGUUUGCAUGUUUAAGUUGAAUUGGUGUUCUCAUGACAAAAGUUAUUUUAUUUUUUCCAGCAUAUCUCUGUUUAAUAAAAAUAUAGCAAUACUUAUGUUCAGUUCAUUGAAGUAGCUCCCUUUAAAAAUAAGGGUAACUACAAUACCAGCAUAUAAUAAUAAUAAUCUAUAACUUCUCUCCUACCUGUUCUAAUAAAUAAUUCUAUCUACUAAACAGUAUAAAAGUGACCCCACCAUUUGGCAAAACUGUAGGAUAAAUAGACCAUAAGGGCACAAGGUUUUCUUCUUGAACAUGAUUUCAUUCAGCCAUUUGUGUCUGUAUUUUCCAUCCAGCCUCUUCCAGUUUGUGCACACAUUGCAAUUGUGGCACAGUUUGGCGUAAAACAACUGCAUUUGAUGAUGAAAUACAGUAUCUGACCAACUAACUUCAGGUUUCCACUUCCUCCUAUGUUAUGGUAUUUGCAUUAGAGAUGUGCAGGUCCGGAUUUACUUGGUUCUUAACGCCAGAAUUAACACUAGUUCGGAUUAUCCGGAUUUUUCUUAUUGGCUAACCAAAACACGUGACAUCCGAGAGCCAAUAAAAUGCCAUUUUGAAAACCGGGUAAAUCCGAACCCGCACAUCUCUAAUUUGCAUGCUCAUGAUAUUAUCCACGUGACAAAGGUUAGGUCUGCUUCUAUCUCCAGUAAAACUGCAGUUCAUUUAAACAGUGAAAUUCUCUUACGCUAGUGCUAAUCCGAUCUAUGAAUGCUGCUGGCACCGUUCAUAUAACGUAGCAGUGUUUGUGUAACAGAAACCUUCUAUUUUAUUGUUAUUAUCUAAUAAACACUAAUUUAUGUAAUUGAUCUUUUUAAUUGUUCUAUACAUUUUAGAACAUUAAAUGGGGAAAUGCUUGGUACCAAAAAAUAUUGUACAAAAAUACUGCUACUGAAUCUUGUAAUAAAUGUUCCUUUCUGUAACACAAAACUGAUAAAGAAUCUACCAGUCCUUUGAUAUAUAAAGAAUUUUUUUGUUAGCAAAAUCCAUAGAUUGGUGUGAAUUUCUGACUUAUGCUGUGUGCUUUAAAUUGAAUUUCAGAUAUAUUGGAGAUUAUGGAUACAUUAAAAGCAGACCAGAUGCAUGAAUGGAUAGAUUACACCAUUAUAUUAUUUUUGGGGUCACAUCGGUGCCAAGAUAUAUAUGGUAUGGAGAGAGCUGUGUGGAGGAAUUCUUUCAGGUGCAUUGGUUCAAUUAACUGACUUGUAGUUUGCUUGAGACAUGAACAUGAUGGAAAUAAUUGCAGUUUAUUUUACACAUUUCAGUUUAGCAAAUGUGGGCUGUGAUGUACAAUACAUAAUUACCCAUAUGAACUGCAAAAACUUUUAGUAAAGACUUGUACAUAAAAUAAUUACAAAUGUAGUUUGCUUUUGGGUAAAAAUAUUUUUUUGUAAUGGUUCAUAUAAGGGGGGAAGGGAAUUGUGCCAUUUUUACCUGUUUAGCAUUAUACAAAAGUAAUUGUGACUGUCCAAUAAAGAGGGUUUUCAGUACUUGUUUCAUUGAAGACGUUUACAAAAGUGUGUAUUUAGCAUAUGUAUGAGUUAAUGUAUGUAAUAAAAUACACAAAGCUUCUCAUUUACAAUGUUUCACUGAUUAAAGUUCUGUUUGCUUA